CAUUAGAGGAGGAGGUCAAAUUUCUUUUUGUAUAUGAUUAUCCAGUAUCUGAAGGAUUAGCUAUUCAACAUAUGAAUUCAUUUAUUAAACUUGCACAAGCCCUAGAUCGCAUUUUUGUACUUCCAAAUGUUGGGGAAUCUCAUAUUGGAUCAUGCCAAACGUUACCAUUCAAUAUUUAUUAUUCCAUAGAUUUUCUUAGACAAAAAUACCCGAAAGUGACAUUCAUCACUCAAAUGGAAUUAAUUGAAUGGUCUAGAUCACAAUCAGAAUAUACAAAAGUUCACCAUGCGUAUAUUGAAAAAGGAGGGAUUAAUACUUUCGUGGAAAUCGACAAUAUAGAUUAUAAAUCAUACAAUACAACAUGUCUAUAUAAACAACUUUUAAUAAAUUAUAAUAUGACGAGUUAUCAGAAAUUCCAUAUGGGAAAAGGGUUCUGGAAGCUUGAUAUAAUACGAGAAAAAUUUACGAAAAUUUUGAUCGAUAACCUACAAACCGAAGCGCAAAUAAUGCUUAUGAGUUAUAAUAUGUAUCUAGACUUUUUCCCAGAAGAAAUAUCUUAUUCAAUUUAUUCAAAAGACAUUUUAGUUGAAGCGGAUAGGAUUAUUAAUAAAUUACAACCAUUUAUUGCAAUAUAUUUGAAUGUUGAAUUUAACAAAUCAACUCAAUUAGAAUCAUGUGCAAGACAUUUAGUUGAAGCUUUAAAGAAAUUUGAACACGUUUUUAAAAUUAAAAAUAUUUAUUUCACCACCAUCAAUAAAGGAACAUCUAUAUAUGAUAUAUUAAUCGAGCAUCAACAAGACAUGAUGAAAACAUUAAAUCAAAAGAUGUCAUUCAAUAAUUUGAUUUCGAUGGAAUCUUUUAAUAAGAAUUUAACAGAUGCUGAAAAUUUACAAGAUUUCGAUUAUGUCAAUUUCAUUGAAGACAUUAAAGAAUUUGAAGGAACAGGGAUUUAUGAAAUAUUGGAUAAAUUGGUAUCUAUUAAUGCAGAUUAUUUUCUAGCUGAUCUUUCAGGAUGUCCAUCAAUAGCGGACAGCUUUAGGGAUCAUGUAGUAAAAGCCAGAAAAACUAUGAUUUUUAAUGAAGGAAAUCAAAAAUUAAAGAAUG
This is a messenger RNA of Scutellospora calospora, 1104 nucleotides long. The record is from the annotation of a GenBank genome assembly. Lineage: Eukaryota; Fungi; Glomeromycota; Glomeromycetes; Diversisporales; Gigasporaceae.